CCCUUCAUUCCAUAAAAGAGAACACCCCCAAACCCACAUACUUUGCGGAAGCAUGAAAGAAGCCCUGGCCUCAAACCCCAACACAAAAAGCAACAUAUGCAGAAUGUUAAUCCGAGAACAAACUUCAGUUUAUGAGUUCAAAUCUGGAAGAAAAAAGAAUUUUAUUCAAAACCUUUGGUGCACCUGCAAGGACCUGGCGAGGAAACUCUCGCGAGAACUAGCGAGAUUUGGUGCCCUCCAGGACAAAGGCUGACGGACAGCUGCAUGGCCAAUCACGGAGAAGUGGAAGUAGGAGUGGUGUAGGUUAAAGGUCGGGCGGAAGUUCGCUAAGCUUCCGGCCGCCGGCUUGGCAAAGAGUUAUGGCUAAACAUCAUCCAGAUUUGAUUUUCUGCCGCAAGCAGGCAGGUGUGGCUAUCGGAAGACUGUGUGAAAAAUGUGAUGGCAAGUGUGUGAUCUGUGACUCCUAUGUGCGUCCCUGCACCCUGGUUCGCAUUUGUGAUGAGUGUAACUAUGGAUCUUACCAGGGCCGCUGUGUGAUCUGUGGAGGUCCCGGAGUCUCUGAUGCCUACUACUGUAAGGAGUGCACCAUUCAGGAGAAGGAUAGAGACGGUUGCCCAAAGAUUGUCAAUUUGGGGAGCUCUAAGACAGACCUGUUCUAUGAACGCAAAAAAUACGGCUUCAAGAAGAGGUGAUGGGUGGGUGGCUCCUUCCUCCCCCAUCAAGCUGCUGCCGCUGCCAGAAAAGACGCCUACUACCACCAGCAGAAAGGGAACAGAGGAGCUGAGUGUCACCAGAGCAGCCUGCUAGUUCUAGUAUCCUGGCCCCCUGCCACUCCUUUCCCUCCCCGUGUCCCCAGGUGGAAUCGAGUGCCAUAGAGCACUCUAGCAGACUGGAGGAGACGUCGUCGCCCGCUUAGUCCCCAGUUUCUUUUUUGUUUUUAGUUGGAAAAGCAAGGCUCUGCUCUCCACAUUGAUCCUUUCUACUCAAAAGCUUCAAAACAAGUCUGUGUGCAGCCUUGAUGAUGAAACUGUCGUGUCAGAAGUGUGGUCUUGCAGCAGCUAUGAUGGGGUUAUCCUGUGACGCUCAGUGUGGCCAGGUGCCAUCAGAACAGUAAUGUGACCUGACACUUACCAGGUGGUGCUGGCUUCAUGUUAUUUUCCUUAUAAAUUUGAAGUUUCUGUUAUUCUAAUAAAGUUGCUGUGUGUUUCCUGGAA
This is a messenger RNA of Arvicanthis niloticus (Nile rat), 1214 nucleotides long. RefSeq names its product PHD finger protein 5A (gene Phf5a). NCBI's taxonomy places the organism in Eukaryota, Metazoa, Chordata, Mammalia, Rodentia, Muridae. Gene Ontology annotation, biological process: mRNA splicing, via spliceosome. The record is from RefSeq and is a predicted model, not a curated record.